This is a messenger RNA of Leptidea sinapis, 699 nucleotides long. RefSeq lists its product as uncharacterized. The transcript is spliced from 5 exons. The record is from RefSeq and is a predicted model, not a curated record. NCBI's taxonomy places the organism in Eukaryota, Metazoa, Arthropoda, Insecta, Lepidoptera, Pieridae. The coding region runs from base 6 to 629 and encodes 207 amino acids.
UAAACAUGGCGGUAUCCGGGACUGAAGAAUACACAAAAUCAAUUGAAAAUCCAGCCCGGAGUUCAAGUGUAUCCACAAAUGAUCCGCUACAUUUUGCUGUACACAAGCCUGGAUACCAUAUCCAGAGCUGCUGUGGAAUCUGCAACUUAUUCCCUGGAGUGCUGUUAAUCGCUUUCAGCCAAGUUCUUGUUGGAUCUGUCCUGCUCACUCUCAUCCUGACACAUGGCAAGCAGUACGAUGAGAUACAUCGGACGUCGUCGAGUCAAGUCAUGAGCUUGGCCACAGGAGCAAUUCUGAGCGGCAUCACUGGAGCUGGCGUUCUUCUCAUAAUCGUGGCUCUCACGGAAAACUGUCGUGCGAUGUUGGUGUACCUGCUUGUGGCAUCGUUGAUGUGGGUUUCUGUUCUCUCAUUAGCUGUGGUAAAAAUUGGAAGGGCUUGUGUACGAUUCCAAGAUGCGCCCAAGGUAAAGGAUGAACAGCACAAGAUUGACAAUCUGGCGUGCACUUGUGGUCUCCUGACUUUUUUGGCAGCGGUGAUAUAUUUAUUUUCAUUUAUGGUGGUCUUCAGCUUCUACCAUUUCCGGUACGUUCGUCGUGCCAUUUUGCUGCACGAAGCUCAGUGUGAAUAGCCAUUACACACACACACUUCAUGAAAUAAUAUUAUAAUUCAAUUACUUAUAUAUUAAAUUAUUAAAACAG